AUGGCAGGCGGCGGGCACCGGCGCGCCCUGCGGGGCGCCCUCCACCUGCUGCUGCUGGCCGCGCUGCCCCGGGCCGCCCAGGGCAUCGGCCGGGCCGGGGGCGCCGCCGCCUGGACCCAGGAGAAGAAUGAUCACCAACCAGCCACUCUGAAUUCAUCGGCUCUCCGGCUGGUGGCAGAAGGCACCAGGAUUUCUGAAAUGUGGCAAAAUGACUUGCGGCCUUUGCUGAUAGAGCGAUACCCAGGAUCCCCGGGAAGUUACGCGGCUCGCCAGCAUAUCAUGCAGAGAAUUCAGAGACUUCAAGCUGACUGGGUCUUGGAAGUAGACACCUUCUUGAGUCAGACACCUUACGGGUAUCGGUCUUUCUCAAAUAUCGUCAGCACCCUCAAUCCCACGGCGAAACGACACUUGGUACUUGCCUGUCACUACGACUCCAAGUAUUUUCCCCAUUGGGACAACAGGGUGUUUGUGGGAGCCACCGACUCAGCCGUGCCGUGUGCGAUGAUGUUGGAACUAGCUCGUGCCUUAGACAAGCAACUCCUUUCCUUGAAGAACGUUUCAGACUCCAAGCUGGAUCUGUCACUCCAGCUGAUUUUCUUUGACGGGGAAGAGGCGUUUCUUCACUGGUCUCCUCAAGACUCUCUGUACGGGUCCCGGCACUUAGCUGAAAAGAUGGCAUCGACCCCACACCCACCUGGAGCGAGAAACACCAACCAGCUGCAUGGCAUGGAUUUAUUCAUCUUAUUAGAUUUAAUUGGCGCUCCAAAUCCAACAUUUCCCAAUUUUUUCCCAAACUCUGCCCGAUGGUUUGCUAGACUUCAAGCAAUUGAAUAUGAGCUUCACGAAUUAGGUUUGCUCAAGGCUCAUUCUUUGGAGAGGCGGUACUUCCAGAAUCAUGGUAAUGGAAGAGAGAUUCAGGAUGACCAUCUCCCGUUUUUAAGAAGAGGUGUUCCAGUUUUGCAUCUGAUAGCAUCUCCUUUCCCUGAAGUCUGGCAUACGAUGGAUGACAAUGAAGAAAAUUUGGAUGAAGCAACCAUUGACAAUCUAAACAAAAUUAUACAAGUCUUUGUGUUGGAAUAUUUGCAUUUGUAA
Messenger RNA from Pipistrellus nathusii (Nathusius's pipistrelle), 1092 nucleotides. Lineage: Eukaryota; Metazoa; Chordata; Mammalia; Chiroptera; Vespertilionidae. The record is from the annotation of a GenBank genome assembly.